Polistes canadensis is the source of this 975-nucleotide messenger RNA. RefSeq names its product mediator of RNA polymerase II transcription subunit 31 (gene MED31). Gene Ontology annotation, cellular component: mediator complex; core mediator complex. The record is from RefSeq and is a predicted model, not a curated record. The transcript is spliced from 3 exons. Gene Ontology annotation, molecular function: transcription coregulator activity. Gene Ontology annotation, biological process: regulation of transcription by RNA polymerase II. The coding region runs from base 163 to 633 and encodes 156 amino acids. NCBI's taxonomy places the organism in Eukaryota, Metazoa, Arthropoda, Insecta, Hymenoptera, Vespidae.
GCAUAGUGGCGACACGCGUCUUAAUAUGGAUGUACGAAGAUCGUUACACGCACGGUUACACGUUUCCUCAUAACAAUUUUUCUAUUUCUUUCUUCUUUCUUUGAUGGUUAGUAUUUUCAUGUUACGGUCAAAAAUUAUCGAAACGUGGUAGGUUAGCGUAUUAUGAACCGUCUGGAUGAUCCUCCAGGUCUCAUGAAAGGCAGAAAACCAUCUUUUAUCGGAAUGAAUGGAGGUACGGAAACAGACGAUCAACAGCGUCUAAGGUUCCAAGUUGAACUGGAAUUUGUUCAAUGUCUUGCAAAUCCAAAUUACCUUAAUUUUUUAGCACAACGAGGUUAUUUUAAGGACGCCACAUUUAUAAACUACCUUAAAUAUCUUCUCUAUUGGAAAGAGCCAGAAUAUGUUAAAUAUUUGAGAUAUCCCAUGUGUUUGUACUUCUUAGACUUAUUGCAAUACGAACACUUCAGAAGAGAAGCCGUCAGCUCGCAAUGCACCAAAUUUAUAGACGAUCAGCAGAUUUUGCUUUGGCAACAUUAUACUAGACGUAGGAUAAGACUUUUACAGACAGCAGCGGAGCAGACUCCACAUGUAAAUCCGCAAAAUAAUGGUAUUGUACAAUCUAAAGUUCCUUGAAAGAGAGAGAUACGUCUGGUAUAUUAGGAAAUUUUAACGAUAUAUAAACCAUAGGAGAUAUUACUUAGAAAUAUAUCUUUAUAUUGUGAUUUCUUUGAUAUGGAUGGGCUUAUUAAUCAUGUUGCUAAACUGUGAUAUAUUUUCAAUAAAAUAUUUAUCUGCAUUUAAUACAUCAUCAAUUAUAUUUUUGGACACACAAUGUGUUUUAUAUGCUACAUACAAAUAUCAUAUUUUACAUAGCGAAUCAGUUUUUUUUCCUCAGUCUCGUUAAAAGAUUUUCAUUGUCAAACGGUUUUAAUUCCAAAAAUGAAUUUAUAUGAAUGAAAGUAAAAGUAUAUACAA